UAUUAAUCAUUUUCAAUAAUAAUACUGCCUUGGGAACCUAAUAGGAAAAUCAAAGGUCAUGAUGCUGAUAUUUUCAGAAUAUCUCCUGGCUGAUGUGGACAGUAAAUGAUAUUCACCCAUCAAUCAUUCCUCUACUUCCUGCAACUGAAUCUCCCUGGAGGAGUCAUCAGAUCCUCUCAAUCUUGAAGACUGACAGGAAGUCCCUGUGGACACCAGCUCUAUGCAAAAUCAGGAGGGAUCCUUGACACUAAGAUUUAAAAGCCCCACCUUCAGAACAAAAUUAGAAAACUCAGAGGUUAAGUUACAGUUAUUGCAGCUUCUGGAAAGGUGUAGAACAUGAAGGGAUUCAGAAGUCUGGUGGUAACAACCUUGGCUCUUUUCCUGGUGUUUUCUUUCAUGGGAAAUUCCAACAGUGCUCCGCAGAGACUCUUUGAGAGAAGGAACUGGACUCCUCAAGCUAUGCUCUACCUGAAGGGUGCACAGGGGCGCCGCUUCAUCUCCGACCAGAGCCGGAGGAAGGACCUCGCCGACCGGCCGCCGCCCGAAAGACGAAGCCCAAAUCCCCAACUACUAACUCUUCCAGAGGCAGUAGCUGUGCUAUUGGCUUCCUUGCAGAAACCGCAAGAAGCUGGAGAAGAAAACUUUGAUCAAGCCAGAUUCCUAGAAGACAGUCUGCUAAACUGGUGAAAAUAUACCAGAUUCCAUUCAAUUAUAGUUCUAUUCUUGUUGAAAACAUGAACCAUGUGAAUAAAGCCUGUGGACCCUUUUUAUGUUCAUUUGUAAUCUUAGGAACAUGUGCAGCCAGUUUUAUUCUUCCAGAAGCUAA
This is a messenger RNA of Eubalaena glacialis (North Atlantic right whale), 826 nucleotides long. It is a transcript of the gene SPX, whose product is annotated as spexin hormone. Gene Ontology annotation, biological process: positive regulation of gastro-intestinal system smooth muscle contraction. Gene Ontology annotation, cellular component: cytoplasm. NCBI's taxonomy places the organism in Eukaryota, Metazoa, Chordata, Mammalia, Artiodactyla, Balaenidae. Gene Ontology annotation, molecular function: neuropeptide hormone activity. Bases 337 to 687 code for a protein of 116 amino acids. The transcript has 6 exons. The record is from RefSeq and is a predicted model, not a curated record.